ACACAAACGAUUCCGAGCCAGAUGAAAGCUGCCGUCAUUAAGGCUUUCAAGCAGCCCAUGGAGGUUGACACGAAGCGCAAGGUGCCUUCGGAUCUCGAGGGGUACGACAUUCUCGUGCAGUGAGUGCACAUUCGCUAGACACACUUCUUUUAUUCUCCAAGCUCAAUUCCGGUGCAACCCAUCACCAGAGUCAAGGCGGCUGGCAUGUGCCACACAGACCUGCAGGUGCUCGAGGGCGUGUAUGAAGAUGCCGGUGCUCACCCGGGCCAGAUUGGGUCUCACGAGCCUGCUGGCAUCGUCGUCAAGCUUGGCCCGCAAGCUGAAAAGGAGGGCCGCGUCAAGGUUGGCGACCGUGUCGGCUCGAUCAACACUUACGGCUUCUGCGGCGAGUGCGAGAUGUGCAAGAAGCAGGGAGCACAGCUGUGCGAGAACGCAAAGGGCCUCCUGGGUCUCACAGUCGACGGUGGCUUCGCCGAAUAUUGCAAGAUGGAUGCUCGCGUUGUCGGUCAGAUCCCCGAGGAGAUCCCCUUUGCUGAAGCGGCUCCGCUCUUCUGCGCUGGCGCGACAAUUUAUGGCGCACUCAAGGCCAUUGGCAUCGAGAAGGACCAGUGGCUGGCCAUCGUCGGGACAGGCGGUGGUCUUGGCCACCUUGGCGUCCAGUACGCUAAGGCACUCGGCUUCAAGGUCGUAGCACUGGACAACCGUCAAGAGGGCCUUGACGUCCUUGAUGAGCUUCCCUCCCACCUGCGCCCCGAUGAGAAGCACCUUCUUGCCGAAGACGAGAGCAAGAACGGCAAGCUCCUCGAAAAGCUCGGCUCGAGCUUCUACAAGUCGAACCCGGGCGUAGACAAGAUCGUCAUCUGCACAGAGGGAAAGAACCUGCCCCGCAUCACUCAGCAAUUCCUUCGCAAAGGUGGUGUGAUCUGCGACGUCGGACUCCCGGCAGACGGCCCAUUGGAAGUGGACAGCUUCUCGCUGAGCUUCAAGGAGCAGACGAUUAAAGGUCGAUUGAUUUGUACGCCUGCAGAAAGCCAGGAUAUGGUCAACUUGCAUGCAAAGCACGGCUGCAGGACAUACAUCGAGAAGACAUACCCGGUCGAGGACAUCAAACAAAUUGUCGAGCACUACCAAGCAAAGACUCUCAAAGGCCGCAUUGUCAUGACCUUCGAGUAGAAAUGUAGCAUUAGAGAAGGGAAGAGUAGCUUCAGUCACUUAUUAGCAUACACGACAUUCAUUGACAAAGACGUGCGCCACAUUGUCC
Acaromyces ingoldii is the source of this 1261-nucleotide messenger RNA. RefSeq names its product GroES-like protein. Bases 205 to 1173 code for a protein of 322 amino acids. The transcript is spliced from 2 exons. The record is from RefSeq and is a predicted model, not a curated record. Lineage: Eukaryota; Fungi; Basidiomycota; Exobasidiomycetes; Exobasidiales; Cryptobasidiaceae.